AUGGAAUCGAUUCUUGAGCCUUCGUUGCCGCCUGAGGCCGUGGCGCUCUUCAACUCCGUGGGCUAUACCUUCGUGGGUCUAGUGCUAAGCCUCAGCGUCUUCCUCUGUGUACGGAAAUUCCUCUUCUUCCUCACGUGGCGCAGCUUCCGCGACGGUCCGUACGUCAUCGGCCAACACCAAUGGAGACCAGGAAACCUUGCCGGUCCGCAAUGGUGCAACGUGUGCGAAGCUAUCGUUUAUGGUAUUCGGAGCUACGUGGUCAAGUGCGACAUCUGUGGCAUGUACGCACACGCGCAAUGUGCAGCCACCACAAUGCGCUUCAAAAGCGUAAACGGAUCCUUAUCUACUUCCGAAUCGUCUCUAUCAUCAUCUUGCUCCUGUAGAGCUCCUGGGGUACUGCCACCGUCUACUUUGGUAGCUUCAGAUGACAAAGUGGUCACUCAACAGCAACGUCACAUGUGGAUCAAAGGCAACAUCGACCCGAUGGAUUCGUGUUCACUAUGUGGUUUAUUCUGCGGCAGUAUCUUAGCACUGUCCGGUCUUAAAUGCUCCUGGUGUCACGUUCGAGUACACGAAGAAUGCUUCCAACAGGCUCUAGCUCGUACCCACAAGCCUCCACUACUACGUCGUUGCGACCUCGGUAGACAUGCGAGCCUCAUCUUACCUCCUUCAUGCGUAAUCUUACACGAACCAGUCUCCAUCGCCAGCAAGUCACAACGUGCACUUAAUUCAGUACGUAGUGCAGUAUCCAAGAUGUCAAAUAUUCGUCUACGACGCCCCAGUGGCGCUACCGACGCCCAUGCUCCACCUACAAGCAACUUCCGCAGUUCUGGAUGGGAAAAUGCACUCGUAGCCGCAUCCAGCGUCGUCUCUGGCUCGGACGGACUUCCGUAUGAUCUGGUGGAGACCUCUAAGGAAACCACGCCGCUAUUGGUCUUUAUUAACAGUCGCAGUGGUGGCAAGAUGGGGCUUCAUGUUCUGCGUCAAGUGAGAAUGUGGCUGAACCCCUUACAAGUCCACGAUUUAUCGCAUCAAAGCCCCAUUGAACCUUUACGUAGGUUUAUUGGCCUCCCGAGACUUCGCAUUUUAGUAUGUGGAGGUGACGGAACUGUGGGGUGGGUACUUGGUGCGUUGGACGAGAUCGGAGCUCAGAGGCAGCCUCCUAUCGCGGUAUUACCGUUAGGAACCGGUAAUGACUUGGCACGUGUGCUUGGUUGGGGAGCUGGAUUUUCAGCGCCCACAGAUGUCAGUGAAAUACUCAGCGAAGUGGAAGCAGCCCAUGUGAGUCUUCUGGACCGAUGGCAAGUGAACAUUGGAGACUCUCAGAAGCGGGUUGUAUUGAAUAAUUACGUGGGUGUGGGUGUGGAUGCCCAAGUGGCGUUGGAGUUCCACGAACAACGAGAACGUUCGCCUGGAUUAUUUAUGAGUCAGUUUGUGAAUAAACUCUGGUACAGUCAAUUUGGAGCCAAGAAUUUCCUGGCUCGUACGUGUGCUGGUUUACCGGAGAAGAUAAUUCUUGUUUGUGACGGAAAGCGUAUCCCUCUUCCAGUGGGUACCGAAGGUGUCAUUUUACUUAACAUUAACAGUUAUGGUGGUGGCUCGAAACUUUGGCAUGAUGAUGUGGAAUCUGACAAUGAAGACUCCGACUCGGCGAGUGAGACAGAUGACGAUGAUCGUAGUCGGUCCAGUAGUAUUGAUAGCUUGGAUACCGGUACUCGCUUCGGUCCUUCAUCUCCUCACGACGGAUUGUUGGAUGUUGUCGCAGUGUAUGGGACUCUACAUCUCGGACAAAUGCAAGUGGGAUUGUCAAAAGCCGUACGUUUGUGUCAAGCCAAGUCAGUGCGGAUCACACUGAAAGAGACAUUACCGGUACAAAUAGACGGCGAACCGUGGUUGCAGAAUCCAGGUGAGAUGGAGCUUUCGUUCUUCCAACAAGCAUUCAUGUUAAGUAGAACUGUGGAGGAGCGAGAUGUGGUGACGAAGAAGGUUGGAGAAGUGUUGGAUUGGGCUGAGCACUCCCAUGUCAUCACUUCCACGCAGCGCGAUGUCUUGUUAGUUGAGAUCGCACGACGUGUGGCGGAUAGCGCUGCUUCUAGACGACCUGCAGGUUCUCGAGCUAUUCUGUCAACAGAUAGGGCCAACGGUAGUCACUCGUUUGUUUCCGACAGAUAG
Messenger RNA from Phytophthora infestans T30-4, 2172 nucleotides. Its product is annotated as diacylglycerol kinase. Bases 1 to 2172 code for a protein of 723 amino acids. Gene Ontology annotation, molecular function: ATP-dependent diacylglycerol kinase activity. The transcript is spliced from 2 exons. The record is from RefSeq and is a predicted model, not a curated record. Lineage: Eukaryota; Oomycota; Peronosporomycetes; Peronosporales; Peronosporaceae.